Molecule: messenger RNA, 8115 nt
Organism: Oncorhynchus kisutch (coho salmon)
Lineage: Eukaryota; Metazoa; Chordata; Actinopteri; Salmoniformes; Salmonidae
Product: collagen alpha-1(XI) chain-like
Molecular function (GO): extracellular matrix structural constituent
Source: RefSeq, a predicted model, not a curated record
GAGAGAGAGAGAGAGAGAGAGGAAAGUUUGAAGUUGGCUGGUUGCAGUGGGUGAACGAAUAUAGUUUUUUUUCAGGAGGAAGUGAAUAUAAGGAAUUGCUUGCUAUUUCUUUCUCCAUCAGAAGGAUAUAACCAGAUAACCAGAUAAGAAAGAGAACGAAAAAGAAAGAGGGAAAUAAAGUGUAAACGUUUUGAUGGAUUUGUUUCCCUUAGGUCAAACUGCACCUAUUUCUUAACAGAAGUUGACUUCGAACCGGAUAACAGUUAUCGGGACAAACCAGUUCCAGUCUCUACCGUGUGCGCGCAUGAUAUCAUUACCCCAUCAACCGGGUCACUGCGCGCUCCCAGACAUGGACGCAGGUCCUCUCAGCAGCGGAUAAGCACACGCGCUGUACCCGCGCAGUCUCGAGCCCCCUAAGCACGGGUGUGUGUGAGCCCCGUGGAGCUAAACGGUGGAGCCGGUACAGGAGGUAUCGGAGCCAACCGCACUGGACAGUUCCCGGUUUACCGAGAAAGACUUUGAGCAACGAGAUGGACCGAAUAUGGAGCUCAACGCCCGGGGCAUCGCCUCCCCUCCUCCUUCUCCUCUCCCUCCUCUCCAUCACUGUUUUUCACGAGGCGACAGCGGCACAGGCAGCCAAUCCGGUGGACGUGCUGAGGAUCCUGGACCUAUCAGAGGACAUGGAGGGUGUGUCUCUGGAGGCGGGGCUCUGCACCAGUAGAGAGGGAAGAGAAGAGACGGACAUCUCCUUCAAGAUCAACAAGAAGAUCCAACUCAGUGUCCCUACAAAACAGCUGUUCCCAGAAGGGGGGUUCCCAGUGGACUUCUCUGUCCUGGCUACGGUACGUGCCCGGCGGGGUGCCCAGGUGUUUUUGCUGUCCCUGUACGACCCUCAGGGUACCCAGCAGCUGGGGUUAGAGGUCGGGAGGUCCCCUGUCUUCCUGUAUGAAGACCAGCAAGGCCUGCCUCCUCCUGAACUAUACCCGACCUUCAGGAAGAUCAACCUGGCUGACGGCAAAUGGCACAGGGUAGCGUACAGUGUGGAGGGUCAGUCAGUGACUCUGUAUCUGGACUGUGAGAAGGUGGAGAGUCUGGAGCUCCAGAGAGGUCUGAACCCAGAGGUCAGCACUGAAGGGGUCACUGUGUUCGGGACACGGCUACUGGAUGACCAGGUCUUCGAGGGAGAAAUCCAACAAUUGUUGAUCGUAGCCGACCCCAGAGCUGCAGAGACCUACUGUCAAGACUACAUUCCCGACUGCCACGCCCCUUUACCCUACGACAGCCUAUCACAAGAGACUGAGGAGGAGACAAAGCCCGCCAGGAGAGUGAAGGUGGAGGAGUUUGAUGAGUUUGACUACAGUGACCUAUACGACGACCUCUCUGUCUCCACGGUUACCGUGAGACCUAACAUCACAGAGUAUGAGAUUGUAGAGUACGAAGACUACGACAACGAAACAGAUGAGUACGAGGUCAGAGAGUAUGAAUACGAGGAGGAAUUUGAAGAUCGAUACGGAUUGGCCGAGAGGGAGAGGGCGGAGUCCUGGAACGGACAGGAAAGAAUAGAGAAAGGAGAGAAAGGAGAACAAUCCUACUUUGGAGCAAGCACCUUAAUCACAGGCCCCGGGGGUCUUCCAGGACCAGAGGGAGAACAAGGACCCCAGGGGCCCACAGGACUGGUAGGACCUCAAGGAGACCUAGGAGAACUGGGUCCUCCAGGCCGGCCGGGUCUCAACGGGGCUGAUGGGAUACCAGGUCCUCCAGGGAACAUCCUUGUUGUUCAGUUCCAGGCAGGUGGAGUCCAACUAACAGGACCAGUGAUAUCAGCCCAGGAGGCUCAAGCCCAGGCCAUCCUACAACAGACCAAGUUGUCUAUGAAGGGACCACCUGGACCACUAGGCCUUAUGGGACGUCCUGGACCGCUGGUGAGGAUACAUCUCCAUGUCCUGCUGGUGUUAGCACGUAACUCGGGUCCGUCGGGGCUGAAGGGAGUAGCCGGGGAGAUGGGACCAGCGAUUGUAGAGUACGACGACUACGACAACGAAACAGAUGAGUACGAGGUCAGAGAGUAUGAAUACGAGGAGGAAUUUGAAGAUCGAUACGGAUUGGCCGAGAGGGAGAGGGCGGAGUCUGGAACGGACAGGUACAUCUACAAAUGCAAGUCUGAAAGAAUAGAGAAAGGAGAGAAAGGAGAACAAUCCUACUUUGGAGCAAGCACCUUAAUCACAGGCCCCGGGGGUCUUCCAGGACCAGAGGGAGAACAAGGACCCCAGGGGCCCACAGGACUGGUAGGACCUCAAGGAGACCUAGGAGAACUGGGUCCUCCAGGCCGGCCGGGUCUCAACGGGGCUGAUGGGAUACCAGGUCCUCCAGGGAACAUCCUUGUUGUUCAGUUCCAGGCAGGUGGAGUCCAACUAACAGGACCAGUGAUAUCAGCCCAGGAGGCUCAAGCCCAGGCCAUCCUACAACAGACCAAGUUGUCUAUGAAGGGACCACCUGGACCACUAGGCCUUAUGGGACGUCCUGGACCGCUGGGUAACUCGGGUCCGUCGGGGCUGAAGGGAGUAGCCGGGGAGAUGGGACCAGCGGGUUCUAGAGGUAUUAUGGGCCAAGCAGGGAUGAAUGGAAAGUCAGGGAAGAGGGGUCGAGCUGGGACGGAUGGGAACAGAGGUGCUCCGGGUGAGACCGGUGGGAAGGGUGACAGGGGAUUUGAUGGCUUGCCAGGUCUCCCAGGACACAAGGGACACAGGGGGGAGAUAGGAAAACCAGGCCCCCACGGUACUCUUGGGCUGUCAGGGAGAGAGGGUAAGACAUUUGGUUCAGAAGGACAACCAGGACCAAGAGGACAGCCAGGUGAUGCUGGUUCCAGAGGGUUGAACGGACCCAGAGGUCACACUGGCCCUACAGGUCAGCCUGGAAUCCGAGGAGUGGAUGGAAUCCAAGGUUCUAAGGGAAACUUGGGACCUCCGGGGGAGAUGGGAGCAUCCGGGCAGCAAGGAAACCCUGGGUUGCAGGGGUUUCCUGGUCCUCAGGGUCUGGUGGGCUUGCCAGGACUUAAGGGGCCCCAAGGGAAGAAAGGGUUGCAGGGACUACCUGGGAAUGAUGGACCUACCGGUCACCCAGGGAGAGAGGGGACUCCAGGAGAGAAGGGACUACCGGGCCCACCAGGAGUCCAGGGGCCUAUAGGAUAUCCAGGAUCAAGAGGAGUGAAGGGAGCGGACGGAAUUAGAGGAAUGAAGGGAAGCAAAGGGGAGAAGGGUGAGGAUGGGUUCCCCGGCUCUAAGGGAGAGAUGGGGCUGAAAGGUGACGGGGGUGACAACGGUGUCCCAGGGUCCAGGGGAGAGGAUGGUCCUGAAGGACCUAAAGGACAGGCUGGACCCCUGGGGGAGGCUGGAGCCGUGGGCAUCGCUGGAGAAAAGGGUAAACUGGGAGUUCCAGGGUUACCGGGGUAUCCUGGACAAAAAGGACCGAAGGGUUCGGAUGGUUUUCCUGGAUCUAUUGGAGUUUUGGGAGAGAAGGGGAAGAGGGGUCCCGGGGGGGAAGCAGGCAGUGCAGGACAGAGGGGUCCUAACGGGGUGCGUGGGGGCCGGGGUGCCAAGGGACCAACGGGGAAGACAGGGGGAAAGGGCUCCUCUGGACAUGAUGGACCCAAUGGACCAACUGGAGACAGGGGGCCUCAAGGGCCACAAGGACGGAACGGGGAAUCAGGACCCAAGGGACCGAACGGUCCAGCGGGGAAAGAUGGACUUCCGGGUCAUCCAGGUCAGAGAGGAGAGCCGGGUUUCCAAGGAAAGACGGGACCCCCAGGUCCAGGAGGUGUUGUGGGGCCACAGGGUAAAUCAGGUGAGACCGGGUCGUUGGGAGACAGAGGUCACCCCGGGUCACCUGGCGUACCGGGAGAGCAGGGCUUACCUGGCGCCGCCGGGAAGGAGGGAGCUAAGGGGGACCCGGGCACAGGAGGGACUUCUGGGAAAGCUGGUCCUCCAGGACUUAGGGGCUUCAGAGGCAGCAGAGGGGCCGCCGGGGGCAUGGGUCCUGCUGGUCUGAAAGGAGGUGAAGGACCAGUCGGAGCAGCAGGAGCUAUAGGGGCCGGUGGUGAGAGGGGUCCCCCAGGGUCAGCCGGUGCCAUUGGUCAGCCUGGGAGGGCAGGGGCUGUGGGUGGACCUGGACCAAUGGGAGAGAAGGGGGAACCGGGAGGGGCGGGUCCCAUUGGACCAUCAGGACAGGAUGGAGACCAGGGACCUCUAGGACUACCUGGAGCUGCAGGCCCUGCAGGACCCCCAGGAGAGGAUGGGGAUAAGGGAGAGACUGGAGGACCAGGGCAGAAGGGCAGCAAAGGAGACAAAGGAGAAUCAGGCCCCUCAGGACCAACCGGUGGCCAGGGGCCGAUGGGGCAGUCAGGAGUUCCUGGUGUGGAUGGGGAGUCAGGUCCCAGGGGCCAGCAGGGAAUGUACGGGGCCAAGGGUGAUGAGGGUCUCCGGGGCUUCAAGGGCUCCAAAGGACCCAUCGGACUACAGGGGAUGCCUGGUCUACCGGGGGAGAAGGGGGAGAGCGGACACAUCGGCUUGAUGGGUCGUCCAGGUCAGUUUGGUCCCAGGGGUCCACAAGGGCCUAGUGGGGGACAGGGUGCUCUGGGCAGACCAGGUGGGGCUGGACAACCAGGGGUAAAUGGAGAAAAGGGGGAGGAUGGAGAAUCGGGAGACCCAGGAUCCGUUGGUGUAUCAGGAGGGCAACUCAUGAAGACGUGGCUAAAGGGGGAUAUAGGUGACCAGGGGGAGAAGGGAGACUCAGGUCUCUCUGGAGCAGCAGGGCCCCCAGGAGCCAGAGGCCCCCCAGGAGAGGAUGGGUCCAAGGGAAACUCUGGGUCCGAUUGGUUUUCCCAGGAGACUCAGGACAGCCAGGGGAGGGCAGGACCCAACGGGAGGAUGGAGGUCCCUGGAUCCAAGGGAGAUGGUGGAGAUCCAGGGAAAUCAGGUCCACCAGGAGCAUCAGGGGAACCCGGGCCCUCAGGACCACCAGGACGCAGGGGUCACCUGGGUAAAGAAGGGAAGCAGGGGAAAGCGGGGAUGAAAGGAGGGAAGGGAUCUCCAGGGUUGGAGGGUCUCCUGGGGAAGACAGGACCGGUGGGAGCCCAGGGACAUUCUGGUAAACCAGGUCCUAGUGGUCUCAGAGGGAUCCCUGGCCCAGCGGGGGAACAAGGUUUAAAUGGACCACCAGGCGUAACAGGACCACCAGGACCCAUGGGUCCUCCAGGACUACCGGGGUUGAAGGGAGAUCCAGGCAGGAAGGGAGACAAGGGUCAUGGAGGUCUGAUUGGGCUGAUUGGCCCUCCAGGAGAGUUUGGAGAGAAGGGAGACAGAGGAUUUCCAGGGAACCAGGGUCUACUGGGACCCAAAGGAGACGAGGGUCUGGUUGGUCUAGCAGGUCCUAAUGGUCCUCCAGGUCUACCUGGUCUCUCUGGUAGAGUAGGACAGAAGGGUUCUAAAGGGAAUCAGGGUCCCAUUGGUGCUAUCGGAGAUACAGGUCCUGCUGGCCCUCCUGGACCUCCUGGUCUCCCUGCGGUGGGUCUUCAGUCUCUCCCGGUGCAGGAGAGAGGAAGGAGGAGGAGGCAACACUCUUCCUUUGACGGGGCCGCUCUGGAAGACGAGGAAGAGCAAGAGGGGAUGGAGGGAAGGGAGGAGGGGGAGGAGGAGAGGAUGCAGGCAGACCAGGCAGGGCAGGAGGAGGAGAAAGAGAUGGAGGAGGUGUUUGCUUCUCUCUCUUCUAUGAGGACGGAGGUAGAGGGUCUGAACCCCCUGGGGACCUACCAGUAUCCAGCCCGAACCUGCAAGGAGCUACAGCUGUUGUUCCCAAAGUACACUGAUGGUGAGUACUGGAUAGACCCUAACCAGGGUUGCCAUAGAGACUCCUUCAAGGUGUUCUGUAACUUCACGGCCGAUGGAGAGACAUGUCUGUACCCUGACAUGAAGUCCCAGUCGGUGAAGCUGAGUUCCUGGAAAGGAGAGAAACCUGGUACCUGGUACAGCCAGUUCAGGAAAGGAAAGCAGUUCUCCUAUUCCGAUUCAGAUGGCAGUCCGGUCCAUGUAGUCCAGUUGGUGUUUCUUAAGCUGUUGAGUGCUUCAUCCAGACAGACGUUCACCUACCACUGUCAGAACUCAGCUGCCUGGCUCCAUACCGCCACCUUCAGCCACCAGCAUGCGCUGCGCUUCAGAGGGAGCAGUGGAGAGGAGCUCACGCACCAGGACACACACUACAUCACAGCACUGCACGACGGCUGCCAGUCUGCUUCAGGUCAGGAGAGGACGGUGUUAGAGUUUGAUGCCCCUCAGUCAGACUCUCUCCCCCUCAUCGACGUCUCUGUCUCCGACUUCGGACACAACAACCAGAAGUUUGGCUUCCAACUGGGUCCCGUCUGCUUCAACGGUUAACGGCAGCCCUCCACAGCCGGUAACCGGGAUGAGACGGCCGGUAACAGGGUUGAGAUCCACGGACAUUUACACAGGGGAAACCAGGAGACUGACUGAUGCCGCCAGAGAGAUAUUUAUAUAGCUUUACCCCAGCACUCAUCCAUUCAUACUAACAGACACUCAUCCAUUCAUACUUACAGACACUCAUCCAUUCAUACUAACAGACACUCAUCCAUUCAUACUAACAAACACUCAUCCAUUCAUACUAACAGACACUCAUCCAUUCAGAGAGAUAUUUAUAACACUUUACCCCAGCACUCAUCCAUUCAUACUAACAGACACUCAUCCAUUCAUACUAACAGACACUCAUCCAUUCAUUCAUUCAUACUAACAGACACUCAUCCAUUCAUCCUUUCCUACUAACAGACACUCAUUCACUCAUCCAUUCAUACUUAGACAUUCAUCCAUUCAUCCAUUCAUACUUAGACAUUCAUCCAUUCAUACUAACAGCCUGGUAAUGGGGUUGAGAUCCACAGACAUUUAUACAGGGAAAAUCAAGAGACUUGCUGACGCCAUCAGAGAGAUAUUUAUAACGCUUUACACCAGGACUCAUCCAUUCAUACUAACAGACACUCAUCCAUUUGGCAUUCAUUCAUAAUUACAGACACUCAUUCAUCCAUUCAUACCAGCAGACACUCAUUCACCCAUCCAUUCAUACUUACAGACACUCAUUAAUGAAUUCAUCCAUUCAUUGAUUCAUCUAUUCAUACUUCCAGACACUCAUUAAUGAAUUCAUCCAUUCAUUGAUUCAUCUUUUCAUAAUGACAGACACUCAUCCAUUCAUUCAACCAUUCAUCCAUUCAUUCCAGCAGACACUCAUUCACUCAUUCAUUCAUACCACACACACUCAUUCAUGAAUUCAUCCAUUCAUUGAUUCCUCUGUUCAUACUUACAGACACUCAUCCACUCAUCUAUUCAUUCAUCCAUCUAUUCAAACGUACAGACACUCAUCCAUUCAUUCAACCAUUCAUCCAUUCAUUCUUACAGACACUCAUUAAUUAAGUAAUCCAUUCAUCCAUUCAUACUUACAGACAUUCAUGCAUCCAUUUAUCCAUACUCACAUUAAUUCAUUCAUCCAUUCAUCCAUACCUACAUUCAUCCACACAUUCAUCCAUAUCUACAUUCAUUCAUUCAUUCAUUCAUACACACAGUACAUUGUCCAUUCACACAGUUGAUCACUCAUUCAUUCAUCCAUCAUUCCUGCACUCACUCCUUCCUAUAUUCACUCAUUCAUCCUGAAACCAAAGAAGCACCUCUACAUCUGGGAAACAUUUCCACAACGUGUAACUAACGUUAAUUAGAUGCUGUAUUCCAACCUCAUGUUGUCCUCAUUCUGUGUUGUUGAUGUGUGUGUUUUUAUAUGAACAGUUUUGUGUUGUGUUCUAAUGUAUAUUUGUGUGAUACUCAACCAUGGUGCUACAGUCUUUUACUUGAGUAUGUUUAAUGUCAUGUAUGUCUUCCUUGUCAAAGGGAAAGGGAAGGCAGACAUUUUGUUUUUGUAUUUGUAACAUAAUGAUGAUGAUGAUGAUGAACAACAUUCUUGUCAGGACAUUAGAGGAUUAUGAUGUCACAAUGCCAUUUUAUUCAUACUUGUGGGAAAAUUAAAUAAUGAAUAACUUGUUUUAAUAAAAGUACACAACUGUUCACCCGA